Messenger RNA from Camelina sativa (false flax), 1066 nucleotides. Its product is annotated as N-alpha-acetyltransferase MAK3. Gene Ontology annotation, cellular component: NatC complex. Gene Ontology annotation, molecular function: protein-N-terminal amino-acid acetyltransferase activity. The record is from RefSeq and is a predicted model, not a curated record. Lineage: Eukaryota; Viridiplantae; Streptophyta; Magnoliopsida; Brassicales; Brassicaceae. Gene Ontology annotation, biological process: N-terminal peptidyl-methionine acetylation.
UCUUCCUCCUGCUUUCUCUUCGGAGCUUCUUCUUCUUUAUCAGACAUCAUCACCCAAUCGUAACUUGAAUCUUCGAAUUUCUCAAAGCUCAAGCUCUUGUAUAUACAUACGAUUCAGGAUCUCAUUCACUUGUUUCAAUGGAGAAAGGGAUGGAAGAUAAAGAAGAAUUUGAUGAGGCAGAGAUUGAGUACAUGAGUUACUCUGGUGAGCAUCAUCUGCCAUUGAUUAUGUCUCUUGUUGACCAAGAACUUAGUGAACCUUACUCCAUCUUUACUUACCGCUACUUCGUCUACCUCUGGCCGCAGCUCUGCUUCCUGGCCUUUCACAAAGGUAAAUGCAUAGGAACCGUAGUCUGUAAGAUGGGAGAUCAUCGACAAACUUUCAGAGGAUACAUCGCCAUGUUGGUCGUGAUUAAACCAUAUCGUGGCCGAGGCAUAGCCUCAGAGCUUGUCACAAGAUCGAUAAAAGCAAUGAUGGAAUCAGGCUGUGAAGAGGUAACUCUGGAGGCAGAAGUGAGUAACAAAGGAGCAUUGGCACUCUAUGGGCGCCUCGGGUUCAUAAGAGCCAAACGGCUAUACCACUAUUACUUAAAUGGGAUGGAUGCUUUUCGCCUGAAGCUCUUGUUCCCCAAGCCUCGUGUACCUCAAAUACCUCCUCAAGCUCAUACCCCGAUCGUGUUCCCUACGCCUCAUGUACCUUAAAUAGCUUGUCAAGAUCAAACCCAACAAGAGUAAGAGAAUUUUACUGGAUGAACCAGUCACUUCCAUUUCAUCUGAGGUCGAGAGAAUCUUUUAGGCCAUCAACAAAGGUGUGUUUCUUCUAUGUAAUUCAAAAUCCUGAACAUGAUAAGACAAUGUUCUAUUUCGUAUUUAGAAAUAUUAGAGGGGUUUCUAGUCCCAUGUUGAUGAAGUAUUCUCGACUGGAUUGAAGGUCUUAGUCCAACCAGUUAAGUUUAGUGGAACAUUUCAUCGGUCUUCUGUGUCGUGCAGAAACAAUUUAUCAUGUUCAGGUCUCUCAAAACUUGGCUGAUGAUUGGAAACAAACAUAUGAAUGUCUGUUACAAAUU